Penicillium verrucosum is the source of this 786-nucleotide messenger RNA. RefSeq lists its product as uncharacterized. The transcript is spliced from 3 exons. NCBI's taxonomy places the organism in Eukaryota, Fungi, Ascomycota, Eurotiomycetes, Eurotiales, Aspergillaceae. The coding region runs from base 1 to 786 and encodes 261 amino acids. The record is from RefSeq and is a predicted model, not a curated record.
AUGUCUUCAAAUUCAACCCCCACAGAGUCAAAGCCCCAUUUGAAGCAGCGUAAGACUCUGAUCAAGCUCGAGGCUGAAAUCGACAAACUGGAACUGCAUACACUUGACGCGUCCCAACUUGACAAAUUGAACAUCAAGCGCCAGCCUAUGACUCUCAACGAAGACUCAGACCUUAACCCCCGCUUUUUCGCGCCGAUACACAACCUCCCGCAACCUAGUGACAAGCUGAUCCGUGAAGUGGUCGAUGAUGCAAAUGAUACAGAUUAUUCAACUGCAAUGUCCCGAGCGCAUCACUCUGAAGCGCAAUGGAGCGUUUAUGCUUUUCAACUUUGCUGGACGGAACAUUCAAACGACAACCCAUGGCGUUCAAUGCCUGUUAUCGAAUACAACACUUUCAAGAGUCUGCACGGGUAUGACAAGCCCGAUUUUGGUGUUUUCAGAAUCAGGGACGCUACCGGACCAGCAUUCCCACAUAUGAAAGCAGCCACAUGGAACAGCCUAGAGACCGAGGGUAACAAAGUGUGCCGCGGAGAGUUAUUGAUCAUCCUCCGUCUAAUGCUGACCCAGCUGAGAAAGGUGCGGUUGCUUCAUCAUCAUGUCGCACCAAUCAUGAUUGUCUCGUUUAUCGGGAAGCGUGCACGCUUGUUGGAGUCCUACUUUGAGGGUGAAAGCCUUAUUCUGCGCUGUUCUGAUCUUUACGACUUCUCGGGUGAGGAAACCACAUCGAUGGCUUACAAGGCUUUUACGAAGUGGUAUCUCGGUCCCCCAACGGGAAAGACAGUUUAG